This is a messenger RNA of Yamadazyma jaroonii, 849 nucleotides long. The record is from the annotation of a GenBank genome assembly. Lineage: Eukaryota; Fungi; Ascomycota; Pichiomycetes; Serinales; Debaryomycetaceae.
AUGCCUGUUAGUGAAAGAGAAGUUGAUUUAAAGACACCAAUUUAUCCAUCACCAAAAAAAUCCAUAGUUAAUACUAAUUUAUACCCUAAUGAACCAAAUGAAACGAACAACACUAACAAACAUUCCAAACCAUCCGCUUUAAGUUAUAGUCAAUUGCUUCACAAGCAGCCAAAUUAUUCCAACAUUUAUUUGAGACCUGAUUGUAAAUUUCAAGGUUUACAACAAAGUGGUAAGGCCAAAUACAGUAUUAAAGUAGAAUUUAAGACUGUGGAUUUAAGAAAUUCUCUUGUUGUAGGUUUCUUACAAAUCAACGGGUUAACAGAUCAAUAUCCUGUUAUCACCACAUGCUUCAAGGGAGAAAUCAUCAAUAAUCCUAUUUUGAAAACCAAUCCGGAAGAUCUUGUUAAGAGAUAUUCAUUCAUCACUGAAAAUAAACAUUGGGAAUCUAAUUUCAAGAACGACUUGGAUCAUUGGAAGAAGUUGACCAAUAACUAUAAUUUGACCGAUAAUGAAUUCUUGAAAAAGUUAUAUCAUAUGAACAAAACUGACAAAGUUAAUGUCAACGAGUUCGAUGAUGAUGAAAGUAUGAUUGAUGUUAAUGAUGGUUUGAUCUAUAUGAGAUGGAAAGAAGAAUUCUUAUUACCAGAUGCAAGAAUCAAACAGAUUAAAGGUGCGUCAUUUGAAGGGUUCUAUUAUAUUGUUUUAAAUGUGGGUAACCCCAACAAACCCCAAUUACCUAUUGGUUCAAUUAAUGGGUUGUAUUACCAUAAAUCAAGUGAGAAAUUUCAAAGUUUAAGUCUUAACGUUAUUGAAAAUAACGGAAAUACACCAAUUUUUGAAUUUAUGUGA